Telopea speciosissima is the source of this 4164-nucleotide messenger RNA. Its product is annotated as lysine-specific demethylase JMJ18-like. Gene Ontology annotation, molecular function: histone H3K4me/H3K4me2/H3K4me3 demethylase activity. NCBI's taxonomy places the organism in Eukaryota, Viridiplantae, Streptophyta, Magnoliopsida, Proteales, Proteaceae. The record is from RefSeq and is a predicted model, not a curated record. Gene Ontology annotation, biological process: chromatin remodeling. Gene Ontology annotation, cellular component: nucleus. Bases 467 to 4099 code for a protein of 1210 amino acids. The transcript has 12 exons.
UUUAUUUAUCUUUACAUUGAUUCAAGAUUUGACUGAAUGUUUAGAUUUUUCGUGCUUGGGUUUGGAUGACCAGAUUUGGUUGAUCUCUGGUUUGAAUUGACCCUUUUUGGUUGUUGGAUUUCAUAGGGUGAUAUGUCCUGAUAGCAAAAGGGGUUUCCUUUUUGGAUAGUUGGGUUUUGAUAUUUGACGGUUUUUAGAUAUUGAGAGCAUAUUUUGUUAAUUUCUGAGGUUGCAACUUUCUCCUCCCUCUUUUUACCUUCUCCUUGUCUGGGAUUUAAUGCUGGAACUUCUUCUCUGGCAGUUUUAAAAUUAUGUAUCUUCUGUGAAUUGAUUUUGGUCGCUCAGGAUAGUGGCUGUUUGUUUCCUCACAAAUUGAGAGAGUGAGAGUUAGGUUUCGUGAUUUCUUCCAGUCAAUAGAACAGUUUUUGCAGAAAAGCAGGAUUCUGUGUUGUAGAGUCAAUUAUUAAUGGGGACAGAAUGUGUCCAUGGUUGUUUAAAAGAAGAACAUCCUGGAAUCACGAGUCAUGAAAGUUUUCAGCAUGAUACUCCCUUUAGCAUGAGUAGGGAAUCCAACACUACUUCAGUAGUUUCUAGCAGUAAUGUCAUGGAAGCGAGUCAAGCGACCACCGAGAUACCACUGGUAAAAAUGGAUGCUGAGCCUAGCAGUUGUAAGGAAGUGAAGGCUAAGCGAUCACUUCGGUGUAGAAACUGGAUAGAUUAUGGGGUAUUUGAUAUUAGUUCUGAAGAGGAAUCUGAUAGUCAGAAAUCCAUGAAGGACCGAACGAUGAGACGCAACCAGCGAAAUGAUGGCACCAUUGAAUGUUCAGGCAGUCCUCGAAGCCGAAAGGUAUCUGCCAGAUGGCUUCCACAAGAAGCAUGCAGGCCAGACAUUGAGGAUGCUCCUGUUUUUCAUCCCACUGAAGAGGAAUUUGAAGAUACACUUGGUUACAUAGCAAAGAUACGCAAGAAAGCUGAGCUGUAUGGUAUAUGUCGGAUUGUGCCGCCUCCUUCUUGGAAGCCACCCUGCCCUUUAAGAGAGAAGAACAUAUGGGAACAUGCUAAAUUUUCCACACGUGUUCUGCAAGUAGACUUACUUCAGAACAGGGAGCCCAUGAGAAAGAAAUCGAAAAUCCGUAGCGAAAGGAAACGCAAAAGACGACGGCGUUCGAGGAUGGGAACAACCCGGAGACGGACCAGUUCAGAAGCUUAUGAAGCUAGUGAGUGUGUUGCAUCUGAAACAGAUGAGAAGUUUGGGUUCCAAUCGGGUUUAGAUUUCACACUUGAAGAAUUUCAGAAAUAUGCGGAUGAUUUCAAGGAUCGUUAUUUUGGCAUGAAGGAUGCUGAAGAGAGCUUAAAUUUUGUCAGUGUUGAACCCGAUAAGCGUUGGAUGCCAUCGGUAGAAGAUAUUGAAGGUGAAUUUUGGCGGAUAAUCGAGAAACCAACAGAAGAGGUUGAGGUUUACUAUGGCGCUGAUUUGGAAACCGGAGUGUUUGGAAGUGGAUUUCCUAAGGCAUCAUCUUCAAUAACUGGAAACAACUCAGAUCGGCAUGUGACGUCUGGGUGGAAUUUAAAUAACUUUCCUCGCCUGCCAGGAUCUGUACUAUGUUUUGAAAGAAGAGAUAUCUCAGGGGUUCUAGUGCCAUGGUUAUAUAUUGGGAUGUGCUUCUCAUCAUUUUGUUGGCAUGUUGAGGACCAUCAUCUCUACUCUCUAAACUAUCACCAUUGGGGUGAUCCAAAAUUAUGGUAUGGAGUACCUGGAAACAAUGCGGUGGAAUUUGAGAAUUCCAUGAGAAAGCAUUUACCAGAUCUGUUUGAAGAGCAACCCGACUUACUUCAUGAACUGGUUACUCAAUUAUCCCCAUCAGUUUUAAAAUCUGAGGGUGUUCCAGUUUACCGAGUUGUCCAACAUGCUGGAGAGUUUGUUCUCACAUUUCCGCGGGCAUAUCACUCUGGCUUCAACUGUGGCUUCAAUUGCGCAGAGGCUGUGAAUGUUGCUCCAGUUGAUUGGUUACCACAUGGACAAAGUGCAGUGGAGCUCUACAGUGAGCAAUGUCGCAAGACAUCUAUAUCCCACGACAAGCUGCUUCUAGGGGCAGCUCGUGAAGCUGUACGGGCCUUGUGGGAGCUCUUAGUACUGAGGAAAGAAAGUAUGGAGAAUUUAAGUUGGAAAAGUUUUUGUGGUAAGGAUGGGGUUCUCACAAAGACAAUUAAGACCCGAGUUGAUAUGGAGCAUGAAAGAAGAGACUCUCUUCCAAUAUUUUUGCGGUCCCGAAAAAUGGACAGAGACUUCGAUUCUACUGAUGAUAGAGAAUGUUUUUCCUGCUUCUAUGACUUACACCUAUCUGCUGCAAGUUGCAAGUGCUCUCCUGACCGCUUUGCAUGUCUUAAGCAUGCAAACCUUCUCUGUUCAUGUGAAAUAGGCCAGAGGUGUAUGAUUUUUCGCUAUGACUUGGAUGAAUUGGACACUCUUGUAGAAGCUUUAGAAGGACAAUUGAAUGCUGUUAGUCAAUGGGCCUUGAAGGACCUUGGAUUGGUUGGCAUCAAUCACACAGAUGCUGGUGUCUGUAAGCUGGACCAAGAGAGAGAGACAAUCGGGCCUGAUUGUCUGGAGCACAUGGAAAAAAAAAUUUCUUGUUCCCAAGGAAUAGAUGAAGUCCCUUACAUUAACAAGACUUGCAAAUCUGAUCAUCAUUAUUCUUCUGAAGUUUCAAAACGGAAAAAGGGAUUAUCUAGUUUAUGUGAAUCUCUUGUCAAGCCAGAAGUAGAGAAUGGGGUCUUGAAUAAAGAAACUCUGAUCAUAAAAGAUGAGGGAGGACCGCUGCCGGACAAGUAUAUUGAUUUAAAUCUUGAGGGUCCGCUGGAUGAACAUGGAAGUGGGGUGCAAGAAAUGGCAGAUGAUGCUUAUAAUAAAAGCUCUCUUAGAGUUGCUGAGACCUGUCUAUCAGUGGUUAAACAAGAGAAAGUUAAUGGUUCAAAUGUGUUAGUAGAAACCGAAACAGUGGGUCCUGACAGUAGUGGGAGGUCCCAUCCUGUUCCUAUUAUUUCAAUUUCUGAUUCUGGCUCCUCAGUCUCUCGUAGUCGUUCUGCUGAGUUAAAUUCUUCUUUUGUCCAUUCCAACAAAAAGCACCCAUCAAGUUCAAGGGAUUCUGGAGAACAGUGUACUUGUAGUGGUAAUAAGCUUUUUGGUGUUGACCUUUGGACUUCUCAUCAGAAUUCAUCUUCACCCUCAUGCACCACCAUCACUAGAACUGAAACUAAUGUUUCCAGUUCGACUUCUCUAAAUGGACAAAAUGGUCCAAUGCAAACGUUAGAUUUAAAUGUUCAAGCUAUAAGCUUUGGAGAAGUAGUACCCAGCAAGUUGUGGUGUAAUAAGCGCACCAUAUUCCCGAAAGGGUUCAGGAGCCGUAUCAGAUUCUUUAGUGUGCUUGAUCCAACACAGAUGUGUAGCUAUAUUUCGGAAGUUCUGGAUGCUGGCCUCCUUGGGCCUCUUUUCAAGGUUAUGGUUGAGGAUUGCCCAAGUGAGGCCUUCACCAAUGUCUCAGCUGAGAAGUGCUGGGAAAUGGUGCUUGAUAGACUAAAACAAGAAGUAUUAAGACAGACAACACUUGGAAAAGGAGGACUGCCCCCUAUGCACUGUUUGCAAAGUCUUGAUGGGCUAGAAAUGUUCGGGUUUUCAUUUCCACCAAUCAUUCAGGCUAUCGAGGCUCUUGAUCCAAAUCAUCAAUGCGUAGAGUACUGGAACCAGAAGCUGAGAUCAAAAGGAGAAGAUUUGAGUAAUCUCCCUGCAGUGAGCUCUGUGGUUUUGGGCAAUGGGAAUGGUGGUGAGGGAUGCCAUUUACGAUCAAGUUGUUCUACAGAGGAAACAAAACCGAAGAUCUUUGGUCUAGACUUGACAAAACUGGAUCAGAAUAAAUCAAAUUCAGGAAUCCAUUCGGUUGAUGAGGUGCAGUCUGUGUUGAGAGGAUUGUUCCAGAAGGCAAAUACUGAUGAACUGAAGAUGUUGCAGAGAAUAUUUUGCAGUAACUCAUGGAGCACCGAAUGGAAAGCGGCAUGUAGAACUUUGAAUCAAGAGAUGGAAAUGGCUAUAAAUAAAAAAUGAAAAAAAAAGAAAAAAAGAUAGCCACCAUUUUUUUGUCAGGUUCCUCUUCACCCCCCCCCCCGGCG